Messenger RNA from Sycon ciliatum, 2049 nucleotides. Its product is annotated as WW domain-containing oxidoreductase-like. The record is from RefSeq and is a predicted model, not a curated record. Bases 558 to 1523 code for a protein of 321 amino acids. The transcript is spliced from 7 exons. NCBI's taxonomy places the organism in Eukaryota, Metazoa, Porifera, Calcarea, Leucosolenida, Sycettidae.
GCCAGCCAAGCCAGCAAGGACGGAGGAGGAAUUUUUGACCAUUGCCAUUGGCAAAUAAUUCGCAUUGGUAAUCGAUCAAAAUAGACCCUCAUAAAUCUUGAGCACAGCAUGGAAUGACCGGCGACAUUUCCAUUCAAAGGACGAGGUACGUUGUAGUUGUCAGCUAGCGCAGGACAUUAGUAUUUUAGUGGUUUCUUUCCUCGUGACCCUCACUAGGCCUCAGGCUUCAAAUUAUCACGGAAUGGGCCGGCCGGCUGACGUGACGAGCCUCUGACGGCGGGUUCCAACUAACUAAUUACUUACUAGGCUCUUCGUCGCAGCAGUGUGGCAUCUUCCAAACGGACGAAACCGCCUUGUUUUCUGAGUUGCGGAGUUGCGCGGUUCUUGCUCAGGACAGGGCCGGCCCGCGAGCUGCACGAGGAGCCGCCACAGCAUCACAGGGGGUGGGCGAACAGGGAUUAGUAGAUCUACUGUGUAGUCUGCUGCUGACUCGACCACGCUGCUCGCCACGGUGGAUGUCGCACUGGGAGUGAGAGAAGCGAACUCGGAUUCGGACGAUGGGAGCUCGCCAGUCGUUCCCGACAGUGGACCUGCGUGGUCGUGUUGCAAUCGUAACCGGUGCUAACUCCGGUACGGGCUAUGAGACUACGAAAGCCCUGGCCAGGAUGGGGGCCAAGGUCAUCAUGGCCUGCAGAUCACAGAGCAGAGUAGAGCAGGCAAUGGAGAGAAUGCGGAAAGAGCUGCCAGGUCAAACGCUGGACGUGGCGUAUGUCAAGCUAGACCUGGCAUCCAUGUCCUCCACCGUACAAUGUGCUGAGCAGUUCAUGAGUGAGCAUGAUCACCUGCACAUACUCUGCUGCAAUGCGGGCAUCAUCGGACACCAAUUCGAGCUGACUGAGGACAAGAUAGAGUCCGUAUUCCAGACCAACUACCUGUGCCAUUUCCUGCUGAUUGCUCGCCUCGUGCCGGCCAUGGCGAAGUGCGGUGCGGAUGCACGCAUAGUCUCCGUGUCGUCCACUGGCCACGUCUUCGUUGGCAACAUGGCCACCGGCAAGACCAACUCCCGGGAAGCGUUCAACCGUCUCGGCGUCUACGCCAACACCAAGCUGUACCAGGUAAUGAUGACGGCGGUGUUGCAGCGUCGCCUACGGGACACGUGCGUGACGGUCACGAGUGUCCACCCGGGAGAUGACGUGCAUGAGGAGAUUGGUUCGCAGGCGUGGCUUGACGGCUUCACAGCAGUGGGUAGACUACCAUCUCCCGCUAAAGCAGCUGUGUCUAUCAUUUACGCCUGCGUCAGUCCGCAGCUAGCGGGUCACCCGCCGGUUUUCAUGGCCAAGUGCCGACCGUACGUGGAAAGCGUCGAGGCAAGUAACAAAUCCAAGCAAGAGGAGCUGUUCGAUUACAGCGUGAGGUUGUUGCGCGAGCACAUCGGCGAGGAAGGCGCCCGAGUGCUGGGCAUUGACCUAGCGACCGUGAGCUCUCCCGAGCAGACCAGACUGCCGGCAUCGCAGCAAACGUAGCGCACCGCUCGCGCACACUCGCAUCCGGAGUUCGCCUCGUAACUUGUAGAGUGCCCUGUAAGGGAGUAUGCUAUGUAGGCGACGCUUCAACACUGAAGCUAGCCCAGUGCCCUCCCUGUCGUCGGCUGCAUAGAACGUACGAGCGCUCAUCAGAUACAGCCGUCAGUCGAUCACGGAUACUCACUAAGAUGGGUGCACUCGGAUGUACACCACGUAGAGGAGAAAGUCGUAACGCGUCCGUUGUUAUGACUGCCCUCCGGUUUUGAUCAGUGCCGGGUCAAGCGGCAGAUGGCUCAGUGCAUCUUAACCAACGCCGGGUUAAGCGGCAGAUGGCUCAGUGCAUCUUGACCAACGCCGGGAGCACACCUGCAGGAGGGAGGAGGAGUUUCCUGUGACGACACAACCGCAGUGCAGGAUGUCUCGUUGAGUGGCGGCGCAUGUGUUUGGGUGGUGGGGGAAAGACAGGAGCGAGUCACCUGCCGGCGGUCAUGCAACACAGUGCGUGUGGAAUAGCUGGGGGGGGGGG